UGGUAUUUAGGAGGAGGGCGAGGAGAGCAACAACAUGAUGAGCAACAACGCGUAUUACGAGCAGCUCCAGUCCCAGCUGCCGCCGCAGUACUACCAGAGCACCAACAGCGGCGAGGAGGAGGAGGAGAUGCCGGCCACGGAGAAGGACCUGGCCGAGGACGCGCCAUGGAAGAAGAUCCAGCAGAACACCUUCACCCGCUGGUGCAACGAGCACCUCAAGUGCGUCAACAAGCGCAUCCACGACCUGCAGAGGGACCUGAGCGACGGCCUCAAGCUGAUCGGGCUGCUGGAGGUGCUGAGCCAGAAGAAGAUGUACAGGAAGUAUCACGCCAGACCCAACUUCAGACAGAUGAAACUGGAAAACGUCUCCGUGGCGCUGGAGUUUCUGGAGAGGGAGCACAUCAAGCUGGUGUCCAUAGACUCCAAAGCCAUUGUGGAUGGGAACCUGAAGCUGAUCCUGGGUUUGAUCUGGACCCUCAUCCUCCACUACUCUAUCUCCAUGCCCAUGUGGGAGGAUGAGGAUGAUGAAGAUGCCAAGAAAUUGACCCCCAAGCAACGUCUUCUUGGCUGGAUCCAAAACAAGGUGCCCCAGCUUCCUAUCAAUAACUUCCACCGUGACUGGAGGGACGGCAAGGCCCUGGGAGCCCUGGUGGACAACUGUGCUCCUGGUCUAUGUCCAGACUGGGAGACAUGGGACCCCAGUCAGCCUGUGGAGAAUGCCAGAGAGGCCAUGCAACAAGCUGAUGACUGGCUCGGUGUGCCACAGGUGAUCGCUCCUGAGGAGAUCGUAGAUCCCAACGUGGAUGAGCAUUCAGUUAUGACCUACCUCUCCCAGUUCCCGAAAGCCAAGCUCAAGCCGGGUGCCCCACUACGUGCCAAGACCCUGCACCCCAAAAAAGCGAAAGCCUAUGGACCAGGUAUUGAGCCAAGAGGCAAUAUAGUGUUGAAGCCAGCUGAGUUCUUGGUGGAGACUGUGGAAGCUGGUCUUGGUGAGGUUCUGGUUUAUGUGGAAGACCCAGAGGGGCACACAGAGGAGGCCAGAGUGAUCCCCAACAAUGACAAGAACCGAACCUAUUCUGUUGUCUACCUGCCCAAAGUUGAGGGUCUCCACAAAGUGAAGGUGCUGUUCGCCGGGCAGGACAUUGACAGAAGCCCCUUCAUGGUGAAUGUGUCAAAGGCACUGGGAGAUCCUAACAAGGUGCAGGCCAGAGGGCCGGGGUUGGAGCCUGUGGGCAAUGUGGCAAACAAGCCCACCUACUUUGACAUCUACACUGCAGGGGCAGGUGCUGGAGAUGUGGGAGUCAUCAUCGUAGACUCUAAUGGCAGGAGGGAUACAGUGGAGAUCAUUCUUGAGAACAAGGGAGACAGUGUUUUCCGUUGCACUUAUGGCCCAGUUUUGGAGGGGCCUCAUACCAUCUAUGUGACAUUUGCAGGGCAGCAGAUUCCCCGAAGCCCUUUCACUGUCCACAUCUCCGAGGCUCUGCAGAGCGCCCUGCCACCCAGCUCUCCGGUGCAGAUAAUUCCCCAGUCCAUACGCACCCCACCCACAGACAAGACAAGGAGAGCCCCCCCUCCAACACCGCCCAAACCCAGGCGACAAACCUGCAACCCCAAUGUGUGCAGGGCCUCGGGGAGAGGUCUCCAGCCAAAAGGGGUGAGAGUAAAGGAGGUGGCCGACUUCAGGGUCUACACCAAAGGGGCUGGCAGCGGAGAACUCAAAGUUACAGUGAAGGGACCAAAGUCCUUUGAGGAGCCAGUGAAGGUGCGCGAGGUGGGUGAUGGUCUGUACGAGUGUGAAUACUACCCCGUCCUGGCAGGCAAAUAUGUUAUCACCAUCACAUGGGGAGGACACACCAUCCCACGCAGUCCAUUUGAGGUGCUGGUGAGUGAAGACGCAGGUCCUCAGAAGGUGCGGGCUUGGGGUCCAGGUCUGGAAACGGGCAUGGUGGGGAAAAGUGCCGACUUUGUGGUGGAGGCCAUCGGCACAGAGGUGGGAACUCUGGGCUUCUCUAUCGAGGGUCCGUCCCAGGCAAAGAUCGAGUGUGACGACAAGGGGGACGGGUCAUGUGAUGUGCGGUACUGGCCUACGGAGCCCGGCGACUACGCUGUGCAUGUCAUCUGCGACGAUGAGGACAUCAAGGACAGCCCCUUCAUGGCCCACAUCCUCCCUGCAGCCAACGACGUCUUCCCAGAGAAGGUGAAAUGUUAUGGCCCCGGUCUGGAACCCACUGGCUGCAUUGUCAACAAACCUGCAGAUUUCACUAUUGAUACUCAAGGUGUUGGCAGAGGGGAGCUGAAACUCUACGCUCAGGAUGCAGAGGGCUUCCCUAUUGACAUCCAGAUCACAGAUAAUGGAGACAGCACAUACUUGUGUGUGUACAUUCCCAGCAAGCCCAUCAAACACACCAUCAUCAUCACCUGGGGCGAGGUCAACGUCCCCAACAGCCCCUUCAGGGUGACUAUUGGAGAGGGCAGCCAUCCAGAGAAUGUCAAGGUAUACGGCCCAGGUGUGGAGAAAAUGGGACUGAAAGCCAAUGAGCCCACCUACUUCACUGUGGACUGCAGCGAAGCUGGACAAGGGGAUGUCAGUAUCGGGAUCAAGUGCGCUCCGGGUGUGGUGGGCCCUGCCGAGGCCGACAUUGAUUUUGACAUCAUCAAGAAUGACAAUGACACCUUCACUGUGAAAUAUGUGCCCCCUGGCCCCGGACAAUACACAAUCAUGGUGCUGUUUGCUGAUCAGGAAAUCCCUGUUAGCCCCUUCCGAAUCAAAGUGGAUCCUUCCCAUGAUGCAGCUAAGGUCAGAGCUGAGGGACCUGGACUCCAGAAAACAGGUGUGGAGGUGGGCAAACCAACUCACUUCACCGUGUACACCAAAGGAGCUGGCAAGGCCAAACCCGAGGUCCACUUCACUGCAUUGACUAAAGGGGAGGCCGUCAGAGAUUUCGAGAUCAUCGAUAACCAUGACUAUUCUUACACUGUCCGCUACACCGCGGUGCAACAGGGCAACUUGUCCAUCACAGUCUGUCAUGGAGGGGAUCCCAUUCCCAAAAGCCCAUUCAGUAUUACUGUGGCCCCACCCUUGGACCUCAACAAGAUUAAGGUGCUGGGGCUGAUCAACAAAGUGGAUGUCGGCAAGGACCAGGAGUUCACAAUCAACACACGCGCUGCCGGGGGCCAAGGAAAACUGGAUGUGAAGAUCACGUCCCCCUCCGGUCGACCAAUCCCCUGCAAGGUGGAAUCGGGCACUGCCAACGAGGUGCACAGCGUCAAGUACAUUCCACCUGAGGAAGGACCCUACAAAAUCGACAUCAGCUAUGAUGGAAACCCUGUACCAGGAAGUCCGUUCACUGUAGAGGGUAUUAUGCCCCCAGACCCUACCAAGGUGCGUGCCUACGGUCCAGGUCUACAGGGAGGUGUCGUCGGUAAACCAGCCCCUUUUGCUAUUGACACAAAGGGAGCAGGCACAGGGGGGCUUGGCCUGACGGUGGAGGGGCCUUGCGAGGCCAAGAUCGAGUGUCAGGACAAUGGGGAUGGAUCCUGCUCAGUCUCCUAUCUGCCCACCGAGCCUGGAGAGUACGCCAUCAACAUCCUGUUUGCCGACCAGCACAUCCCCGGAUCUCCCUUCAAAGCCAUGGUCCAGUCAGUUUUUGACCCCAGCAAGGUCACAGUCAGUGGUCCUGGGCUGGAAAGGGGGAAGGUCAACGAGACUGCCUCCUUCACAGUCGAUUGUUCAAAAGCUGGAGAGGCUGAACUCACCAUCGAGAUCCUUUCUGACUCCGGAGUGAAGGCUGAGGUGCAUGUAGAGAAUAAUGGCGAUGGCACCUACUCCAUCACCUAUAUUCCACAGUUCCACGGCAUGUACACCAUUACCAUCAAGUAUGGAGGACACGCUGUGCCCAAAUUUCCUGCCCGUGUGCAGGUAGACCCAGCUAUUGAUACAAGUGGUGUGAAGGCCUAUGGACCAGGAGUUGAAUCCAGAGGGGUACUGCGGGAGGUGACCACCCAUUUCAUCGUGGACACCCGUGCUCUUCACAAGGGCAGUGGCAGCCAUGUCAAAACCUGCAUAGUUAACCCCUCAGGAGCCAACACAGAUGUCUACAUCACGGACAAGGGCGACGGGACCUACAGAGUAGAGUACACCGCCUAUGAGGAUGGUAUGCACCUGGUCGAGGUGCUGUACGACGAGGUGGCUGUACCCAAGAGCCCCUUCCAUGUGAUGGUGACAGAGGGUUGUGAUCCCAGCCGCGUCCGAGCUUACGGUCCUGGUCUGGAGGAGGGUCUGGUCAACAAACCCAACCGGUUUACUGUGGAGACCAGAGGUGCCGGUACAGGCGGCCUUGGCCUGGCCAUUGAGGGUCCAUCAGAAGCAAAGAUGUCUUGUAAGGACAACAAAGAUGGCAGCUGCAGUGUGGAGUACAUCCCCUUCACUCCUGGGGAAUAUGAUGUCAACAUCACUUUUGGAGGCCUGCCCAUCCCUGGCAGUCCAUUCCGUGUCCCGGUGCGGGAACUGGUGGAUCCCAGUAAGGUGAGGUGUUCAGGCCCGGGCUUGGGUAGUGGGGUGCGAGCCCACGUCCCUCAGACCUUCACUGUGGACAGCAGCAAGGCCGGCGUGGCCCCUCUGGAAGUCCAGCUUUAUGGACCUACCGGUAUUGCUGAACCCAUCCACAUUACAGACAACGGUGACGGGACACACACUGUCAACUACACCCCGGCUAAGGAUGGCCCCUACACAGUGUAUGUAAAAUAUGCUGACCAGGAGGUCCCUCGCAGUCCAUUUAAGAUCAAAACACUGCCAGCUCAUGAUGCCAGUAAGGUCCGUGCCAGCGGUCCAGGUCUGAAUGCCUCAGGGGUGCUGGCCAGCCUCCCUGUGGAGUUCACCAUCGAUGCCCGAGACGCUGGAGAGGGUCUGCUCACAGUUCAGAUACUGGAUCCUGAGGGAAAGCCCAAGAAGGCUAACAUCCGGGACAACAGGGACGGCACGUACACCGUGUCUUACGUGCCGGACAUGACAGGACGCUACACCAUCACCAUCAAGUAUGGCGGAGACGAGAUCCCUUACUCCCCGUAUCGCAUCCACGCCCUGCCGAGCGGAGACGCCAGCAAAUGUCUGGUCACAGUAUCUAUUGGGGGACACGGCUUGGGAUCGGGUCUUGGCCCCACCAUCCAGAUUGGAGAGGAAACGGUCAUCACCGUGGAUGCAAAGGCUGCUGGGAAAGGGAAAGUCACCUGUAAGGUCUCGACCCCUGAUGGGGCGGAGCUGGACGUAGAUGUGGUGGAGAACACGGAUGGGACGUUUGACAUUUACUACACGGCACCCGAACCAGGGAAAUAUGUCAUCACUAUACGAUUUGGUGGAGAACACAUCCCCAACAGCCCCUUCCAUGUUGUGGCCACUGAAGAGCCCAUCAUUCCUGGGGAUGGGAUGGAGCCAAUGCUCCGCCCCUUCAAUCUGGUCAUUCCCUUCACUGUGCAAAAGGGGGAGAUCACAGGUGAAGUGCGCAUGCCCUCUGGUAGGACUGCUCGUCCUCACAUUACUGACAACAAGGAUGGCACUGUCACUGUCAAGUACUCCCCUACAGAGAAAGGCCUGCAUGAGAUGGACAUCAAAUAUGAUGACAACCACAUCCCAGGCAGUCCACUCCAGUUUUACGUUGAUGCCAUUAACAGUGGCCAUGUAACAGCCUACGGACCCGGUCUAAGUCACGGCAUUGUCAACAGACCUGCAACCUUCACCAUUGUCACCAAGGACGCUGGGGAAGGUGGUCUGUCGCUGGCAGUGGAGGGCCCCUCUAAGGCAGAGAUCAGUUGUAAGGACAAUAAGGACGGGACCUGCACUGUGUCUUACCUUCCCACCGUGCCUGGAGACUACAACAUUAUAGUCAAGUUUGAUGACAAACACAUCCCUGGCAGCCCCUUCACUGCCAAGAUUACUGGGGAUGACUCCAUGAGAACUUCCCAGCUCAAUGUUGGUACAGCAACAGACGUGUCCCUAAAGAUCAUGGAGACAGAUCUGAACAGUCUGACAGCAACCAUCCGUGCGCCGUCAGGCAAUGAGGAGCCCUGCUUACUCAAGAGACUACCCAACCGCCAUAUCGGUAUCUCCUUCACACCUAAGGAGGUGGGUGAGCAUGUGGUCAGUGUUAAGAAGAAUGGCAAACAUGUGACCAAUAGUCCUUUCAAGAUCAUGGUGGGCCAGUCAGAGAUUGGCGACGCCAGCAAGGUGAAGGUUUAUGGCCAGGGGCUGGUAGAGGGACACACCUUUGAGGUGGCCGAGUUCAUCGUUGACACCAGGAAUGCAGGUUAUGGCGGCCUCGGCUUGUCCAUUGAGGGCCCCAGUAAAGUGGACAUCAACUGUGAGGAUGUGGAAGAUGGUACAUGUAAAGUCACCUACUGCCCUUCUGAGCCAGGAAACUACAUCAUCAACAUCAAGUUUGCUGACCAGCAUGUCCCAGGAAGUCCAUUUACAGUGAAAAUAUUUGGAGAGGGCAGGAUGAAGGAGAGCAUAACCAGGAAGAGACAGGCACCCUCCAUUGCCACCAUAGGCAGCACCUGUGACCUCAACCUGAAAAUACCAGGUAACUGGUUUCAGAUGGUCUCAGCUCAGGAACGCCUGACGCGGACGUUCACGCGCAGUAGCCACACGUACACGCGCACAGAGCGCACGGAGAUCAGUAAGACACACGGAGGUGAGACCAAGAGGGAGGUGCGUGUGGAGGAGAGUACCCAGGUUGGGGGUGACCCUUUUCGGGACGUGUUUGGAGAGUUCCUGGGCAGAGAGAACCUGACUGGCUUCAGCGGGAUACCAGCCAAGAGACAGUCGCUGCAAGAGGGCGAGGCAGGGACUCAGGAGAUGACAGCUCAGGUGACCAGCCCGGGUGGGAAGACAGAAGAUGCCGAGAUCAUCAGAGGAGAGGACAGCACCUACAGCGUCAGGUUCAUCCCGCAGGAGAUGGGACCUCACACUGUUAAUGUCAAAUACCGGGGCCAGCAUGUUCCUGGGAGUCCCUUCCAGUUUACUGUUGGGCCCCUGGGAGAGGGUGGGGCGCACAAGGUCCGAGCCGGGGGAACUGGUCUGGACCGAGGGGUGGCCGGGAUACCAGCUGAAUUUAGCAUCUGGACGAGAGAGGCAGGCGCUGGUGGUCUUUCCAUCGCUGUAGAAGGACCCAGUAAGGCUGAGAUCACCUUUGAAGACAGGAAGGAUGGAUCCUGUGGUGUGGCCUAUGUUGUUCAGGAACCUGGUGACUAUGAGGUGUCCAUUAAGUUCAAUGACGAGCACAUACCAGACUCCCCCUUCAUUGUUCCCAUUGCCACCCUGUGUGAUGAUGCUCGCCGCCUCACAGUCACGAGCCUGCAGGAGAUGGGUCUCAAGGUGGGGCAGGAGGCCUCAUUUGCAGUGCAGCUAAAUGGAGCCAAGGGACUGAUUGAUGCCAAGGUCCACACCCCGUCGGGAGCUAUAGAGGAAUGCUACAUCACUGAAUUAGACAGCGAUCAGCAUGCUAUCAGGUUUAUCCCGCGGGAGAACGGGGUCCAUUCUAUCGACGUUCGCUUCAACAGUAGCCACAUCCCCGGAAGCCCCUUCAAGAUCCGCGUGGGAGACCCAGGCCAGGUGGGAGACCCGGGCAUGGUAUCUGCCUUUGGGCCUGGCCUGGAGGGGGGAUCCACAGGUGUGGCAUCAGAGUUUAUUGUGAACACGUGUAAUGCUGGGUCGGGAGCUCUGUCUGUUACCAUUGACGGGCCAUCUAAGGUGAAGAUGGACUGCCAGGAGUGUCCUGAGGGUUACAAGGUCACCUACACCCCCAUGGCCCCAGGAAACUAUCUCAUCUCCAUCAAAUACGGAGGACCCCAGCACAUUGUUGGCAGUCCUUUCAAGGCCAAAGUCUCAGGAGCCCGUCUAUCCGGCGGUCAUAGUCUGCAUGAGACGUCGUCUGUUCUUGUCGAAACUGUCACCAAGUCGUCAGCCAUGGGCGCGGCAUUUGGCUCCUUGCCUAAAUUUUCCUCAGACGCCAGCAAAGUGAUCUCCAUGGGAGCCGGUCUGUCGAAGGCCUUCGUUGGACAGAAGAACACUUUCACGGUAGACUGCAGCAAAGCAGGCACUAACAUGUUAAUGGUGGGGGUCCACGGACCCAAGACCCCCUGUGAAGAGGUGUACGUCAAACACAUGGGCAACAGGAUGUACAACGUCACAUACACCGUGAAGGAGCAGGGCAAUUACAUCCUCAUCGUCAAAUGGGGGGACGAGAACGUGCCCGGCAGUCCCUUCCACGUCACCGUCCCUUAACGCGGCCGCUCCCCCGUCUCCUCUGAACAGCACCUCCGCUGUCGGCCCACACCCUCCCGCCCUCCCGGAUGCACUAAAGAUGCAAACACUGUAGCCUGUUCAAGUGGACGGAGCUGAACACUCACGCCUAGUGCCAAGUCAUUAACGCCUCCCUCUUCCCCACCGCGCUCGCUGACACCGCAGGCCUGAGCCUGCAGCAGCCCCGUAUCCAGUGGAAACCAGGUGCAUGAGGCCGCACCACGAGUUAUGUGUUACGCAGGUAUGGAGCUGUGGUUUAGAGCUGUGAUGUCACCUCCCCCAGCCCCUCUCUCUUUAUUGUUACUGUUCAAGGUGAUGAUGUGUGAGGAAGAAACAAAGUGUACACGGGGUGAAACGAUGUAGUGCCUGGUCGAACCUUCAUGUGCGGGAAAACGUCUCAAAGUGCUGGAAAACGACAAAGUGAUCAUCAGGAAAAGCUCCGCUGCGACUGCUCUUCACAGAAAAUCUGUGUCUCCUUUUUUUUUAUUUAUUCAGAUCUUCUUUCGUUUUCUUUGACAGAAAAGCGUCUUAUUGUUCCACAAGAGGAAGCAUUCAGUCGGUUUUACAAGUCCUCUUCCUCGAUAUCCUGCCUUCUUGUUGCCACGAACAAGUAGAUGUGAAGGGCUGAGAUUUGUUUUUUGUUUUUUUUUUACUAAGUGGGUUUAUUGUGUGAAUGUUGAAAAUCCACAUUGUGGUCAUACAAAACUAGAGUGACAUUUUGUAGUGAUUUUAUAUGUAUCAGAAAUAGAUAAAUGGAUUAACUUCAUGGAUGUUUGAUAUAUUAACCUUUACUGGCAGCACUGCAGACAUAAUAAAGCUUUAUCUGCUAACU
Messenger RNA from Lampris incognitus (smalleye Pacific opah), 9128 nucleotides. It is a transcript of the gene flncb, whose product is annotated as filamin C, gamma b (actin binding protein 280). NCBI's taxonomy places the organism in Eukaryota, Metazoa, Chordata, Actinopteri, Lampriformes, Lampridae. Gene Ontology annotation, biological process: actin cytoskeleton organization. The coding region runs from base 35 to 8278 and encodes 2747 amino acids. The transcript has 48 exons. The record is from RefSeq and is a predicted model, not a curated record. Gene Ontology annotation, molecular function: actin filament binding.